Molecule: messenger RNA, 4126 nt
Organism: Tachysurus vachellii
Lineage: Eukaryota; Metazoa; Chordata; Actinopteri; Siluriformes; Bagridae
Gene: creb3l1
Product: cAMP responsive element binding protein 3-like 1
Exons: 12
Coding region: 250-1854 (534 amino acids)
Biological process (GO): regulation of transcription by RNA polymerase II
Molecular function (GO): DNA-binding transcription factor activity, RNA polymerase II-specific; cAMP response element binding
Source: RefSeq, a predicted model, not a curated record
CGCGCACACGACUCUCUUUAAUUCACUCAAACUGAACCGAACAGAGUGAAUCGAUCAGAAGUGAUUCCGCCUCGGAUGAAGGAGAGACACAGAUCCAUGAUCCAUCCUGUGCGACCAUCUCACUCGGGCUGCAGAAGGGCUGCAAUCUGCUUUAUUUUGUUUUAGAUUUUAGAUUUUAGAUCCUGCAUUUUUUACCCAUUUGAGAAUUGAAAGUUAUUUAUCAGAUUAAGAGUUCCGCUCAUCACCAGUAUGGACACCAUAUUGGACAGUUUCACCUCGGACAAACUUUUCCCAAAUCCCAACCUGUUGGACCUGGAGGACCUGAACGAGUCUGACUUCCUCACUAAUGUACACUUCACAGAGCAGAUGGAGGAUUUCUCCAAUGAGCUCUUCAGCAGUUUUUUUGAUGAUCACCUGCUAGCUGAGAGGACGCCGCUGCUAGACAUGGAGCUCGAGCCACCAAACCCCGACAUCCAGCAAGAGCACAGCUACUCCCUCAGUGGGGACUCAGCUCCUCAGAGCCCCUCCAUGCCCAUCAAAUCAGACGAUGAUGCAGAGGGCAUGUGGGCAUUCAGUCAGGAUUUGACUGCCAUCCUGGUUAAACAGGAACCCAACCUCCUGUCUGAGCCUUCCCCCGGACCAGCAGCCAACAUGCCCAGUUCCAGCAGUGCCACCCAGCCAAUCACCCUCAACCCACCACCACAGAGACACCACAAUCACGACAAGGUGGGCAGAGAACAGAGCUCCAGCACGGUACCUACAAUCAAAGCAGAGCCCAGAGAAGUCAACCAGUUCCUCAGUGUCCCCACAGAGGAGCACCUGCAGCUCCCACCGACUCCACCCAGCAGCCACGGCAGCGACAGCGACGGAUCACAGAGUCCUCAUUCAUUGCCUCCGUCCAGCCCAGCUCGCAUGCAGAGUCCUCAUUCGCUGGCACCCUCGAGCCCUGCCCGCAUACAGAGUCCUCUUUCGCUAGCACCUUCCAGCCCCGCCCGCCAUCCGGCUCGCUCCUCCACCGCCAUCUCAUCCUCUCCACUGCUCACCGCUCCACACAAGUUACAGGGCACGUCAGGUCCACUGAUGCUUACAGAAGAGGAGAAGCGGACGCUGAUGGCUGAAGGUUACCCCGUCCCUAACAAACUACCCCUGACCAAGACGGAGGAGAAAGCCCUCAAACGAGUUCGCAGGAAAAUCAAAAACAAGAUCUCAGCACAGGAGAGCCGUCGCAAGAAGAAGGAGUAUGUGGAGUGUCUGGAGAAAAAGGUGGAGAACUACACUUCCGAGAACAAUGAACUGUGGAAGAAGGUGGAGACACUCGAAAGUGCAAACAGGUCUUUGCUGCAGCAGUUACAGAAGCUUCAGGCACUUGUAAGUGGCAAAGUGCCUCGCUCCUGUAAAAUGGCCUCCACACAGACUGGAACCUGUCUCAUGGUGGUGGCGCUGUGUUUUGUGCUGGUUUUGGGCUCACUGGCUCCCUGCCUGCCUGAGCUCUCCCUCUACUCUUCUUCCUCCUCCUCAUCCUCACCAUCACACACGGUGAAGUCCGGCCCGCUUCCCGCAACUCACCUCUACACCACCAGCCAGGUCCGCUCCCGCAGCUUGCUCUUCUAUGAGGAGAGUUCCCCGCUGGAGAACAGCCACAGGAGCAUGCUGAGUGUAAAGAGUGGGGAGGGGGUGCCACACCAAUACACACAGGACCUGAAAGAGACCCACAAGCAGACACACACUCACAUCAGCUCAUAUCUGAACCCAGCACAGUCCAACAAGAACAGCAGUGGCACCCCUCUCCUCCACCGAGAACAACACUACCAUACACGAGAGCAUGAUCCUGAUGGAGGGGAUGAAUAUUUCUAACCCCUCUGAGCGGAGCUGCCUACAUCCCGCAGGCCUCCGCUGACCUUUGACCCCACACCAUCCAGGCCCUACUCCCGGUGGCGCUCCCAAGUGUUACCACUCUUUCACUUUACAAACCUGAGACGUCAUACACCACUCUCAGACACGCAGCCUGAACACACCGACAUGCAAAAGGAAGACAGAGAGAAAUAAAUAAGGCGAGAGCAGACGCAGAGAAGAAAAGGGAACGGACUGAUUGAGGGAGAAACUGAGAAAAGCUUUUCUCUAUAAAACCACACCAAACUGUCUUCUUCCUGCAAAGAUUUCCCUUCAUUUCUGUUCCUUUUUCUAAAAAAAAAAAAAAAAACCCCACAGCAGUAAUGGUGUAGUAACAGGUGCCUGGUGUUCUGAGCAUUCACUUCUCUUCUCUUCACUUUUCUUUUCUUCUUUUUUUAACUUUCACAACAGAGAUCAUUUUAUGUGCCAGUGGUGUUAAACUAAAGACAAGCUUUUGCUCCAACUUCUUCUGCAGUCUUUUAUGACUGGCACGAUUGGCCAAAGCUCUGAAAAUCUCACUCCAAAUUUCCAACAAAUUCCAGCCGAGCGCCAGAUAUUUUCACCUCCUCUAAACAUCUCCCACUCGUACACGACGAAUCUAAACAGAAACAUCAGACGUAGCGAUUUGUUUCAUUUUAACAGACAUACUUAAAAAAAUUUUCUACCCUUUCCAUUAUGAAACUGAAUAUUAUGCCUAUGGACUGUCAUGUUUAAUACUCCUGGCACUAAACGCCACCCUUACUUUAUUUAAAAGCAGCGAAUUCUUCUUCAUCUUCUUCUUCGUUUUUUAAAUCACUACAACACAAAAACAGUUGAUGCAUCGAGUUAAAGCUGGACUGCACUUGUUUUGCACUAGGAAAACUAAUUGAUUUAAGUGCCUUCAAGUUGUUGUUUUUUUUCCAUGUAGUCAUAUUUAAGAUUUACUAUUUUCUUAACCUCCAAGUCUUCAAUCUUAGAUUCUUUUAGCUUACUGAAAAUGAAUAAAAGGUAUUUUUAGUUUUGUUUUCUUUUUGUACUAUUUUAAAAUUUUGAACUCUAGAUGCCUUUGUACUGAAUUUAAAGUAUCCGUAAUAUAUUCUAGUAUUGUCAGCAUUCCAAAAAGAGCAUAUUUAUUUUAUGCACAAAAAAAGAAAAGUGAAAUAUUUUGUUCUUUUUUUUUUUUUUUUUAAAUAAUUGCUUUAGAUGAUGUAAAUUUUACAUGAUCUUUUUUUGUCAUAACUGUUAAACAGUUUUUGUGUUAUCUUUAUUCUGUAUAAAGAAAAGAACGUUUUGUAUAUAGGGUGGUUGGAACCAGGACAAUCAGCAGUAAUGCCAUCAGAAUAGUUUGAAAAUCUUUCUUUUGUGCAGAAUAUUGUUCUUUUUUUUAUAAUACGGUUUUACUAGAAUCUGACCGACAAAAACGCAGAUAAAUACCUUACGUUACGAACACGAGAAUCUGGAUAAUGUGGAAAUGAAGACAUUUCAAAUGUACAGUCGUAUAAAAACUCAUUUCAGUUGUUUAACGGUGUAACCGUGUUGUUUGUACACCGUGUACAUGACACCAGUGCUGAUUAUUCUUGUAAAACUAAAAAAAAAUCACGUGUCAUGUCACUAUUGUUCUGUGUAAUGAACUUUAAAUGGCUUUGUAUUUAGUCAUGAGAUGAUGAGAUGAACCACAUCAAGCUGCUGUCCAUGAGGUGGUUUUGUUGUGUUUUCUGCCCUGUAGUUUUAUUGAAUCGGGCUGAACGUGUUUGUCUUGUCUUGUUAGAAAAUAUCAAAAUGUAGAGUAUAAAAUAAUUAGACAGUUAGACAGUAUAUCAUAAUUGACUCUUUCUGUCUCUCCAGUUAGUCCAUCAGGGCUAAAUCCAGGAUCAACAAUGCUCAAGAUCUUGGCUCAGAGUUACUAGAGUUGCCUUAGACUUCCAUAACUCAAGCUAAGAUCAGUGUCUAGAAUACAUGAAAAUGCUUUAAAACAACUCUCAGUGUAAUUAUUGUUGGUAACACCUGUGUCCUCAUCCUUUUUUGUUGCGUUUUGUACAUAUGACACUGAUGGUCAAUUCUAUCUGUAAAUAUGGAGGAUGUAUUUUUAUAUUUCUGAUGCGCUACACGCCUGGGUGGGGGUUUUGGGCCUAAUGCUGAACGUUUUGCUUUCUUGCUGCAUGGUUCUCUCUGUGCUUCAAACUUAUGUCAGUUUCUGUCUAUAUUAUAUCAAAGUAGUGUUAGAAUGAAGCAAAAUACAAAAAUUUGCAGAAGCAAA